This is a messenger RNA of Drosophila kikkawai, 916 nucleotides long. Its product is annotated as arginine/serine-rich coiled-coil protein 2. Lineage: Eukaryota; Metazoa; Arthropoda; Insecta; Diptera; Drosophilidae. The record is from RefSeq and is a predicted model, not a curated record.
AUGUCUGGAACUGAGGACACGUUGGCUGAGCACCGGCAGCAGUUGCGCCUCUUCGUGGCCAGCAGCCGGAACCGCCUGCAUGCCCUCCUGCAACAGUUGCAAUGGAGCGAAGCCGGUGUAAAAGCGGACCACCGUUCCACCGAAAAGACGCCGCCUAAAUCGACCGAGGAACUGCCACCCUCCUGCUGUAACAAUCCCGCGUUUAGCGUCCAACUGGAUAGAGUGGCUCUGCAGCAAAUUCUGGGAACGGACGCCAACAAGGCUGGUGCCGGCCAGCGCCUGCAGCUCUAUGAGUAUGUGCUGCAACGGACUGCAAAGUAUCCGGGAUUCGAGGAGGACAACGCCGCCUUCGCUGAGCUGGUGGGCGUGACGAAGCGAGAUCAGCAGAAGCGUCGCCGUCAUCGCAAAAGCAAGCCCACGCUCAACGAGGAACUGCGCCAGCUGGUCGAUCUGCAGAUGGAGGCGCUCCAGAGACAGCAAGUGCAGGCUGCUGUCAGUGAGCUCCCUAGCAUUCGGAAGAGAGGACACAGUCGCAGUCGCUGCCGAAGUGGAAGCCGAAGUCAAGAAAGGCAAAGGCACAGGCGAACAGAGAAGCGCGAGCGGGAGGAGGAGAAGGAGCGGGAGAGGGAACGGCAACACGAGCGAGAGCGGCAUAGGCAGCUCCAUAGAAAGCGCCGUUCUCGAUCCAGCUCUCGCUCCUCUCACCGCAGGAAGCGCCACUCUCGAUCCCGCUCUCGCUCCUCGCAUCGCAGAAAACACCGAUAUCGAACCCGAUCCCGUUCCUCUCACCGCAGGAAGCACCGCUCUCGAUCCCGCUCUCGCUCCUCACAUCGCAGAAAGCACCGAUCUCGAUCCCGCUCCUCGCACCAUAAGCCGUAUCAAUCCAAAAAUCCUUAUUAAGUCAAGGGUCGCUCUA